Molecule: messenger RNA, 800 nt
Organism: Aureobasidium subglaciale EXF-2481
Lineage: Eukaryota; Fungi; Ascomycota; Dothideomycetes; Dothideales; Saccotheciaceae
Exons: 2
Coding region: 206-508 (100 amino acids)
Source: RefSeq, a predicted model, not a curated record
UUUCAUUCUCCGAUCACAGCCUCCAGGCAACUACGUUGAUAAGGGAUACUCGUCCAAACGCUCGUCUGAGCACACGUGUAGUCAUUGAUAGUGAAUUUGUGGAAUUGAGGAUCGUACAUCAUCGGGUCUCGUACACUUACCAAAUGAUUGACCGUCAGGUCAAUCGCCAUGGACUAAUUCGAUCACGUCGGAGAAACCGCGACAAAUGCUCCACGACCGUAUUGCAGCCUCGAAAAACAUAGUGCGCAUUCAUAUACUCUGCGACGAUACUCUCAGUCAGGGUCGUGCCAUCGUCAACACGCCUUGGCAGACACAGGCUUCACAUUAUAGCACCGGUCGCAUACGUGCAACGACCAUAGCUGAGAUGCCUCAAUGGGCAUGGCGACACGACUAUGGGUGCAGAUUCUAUAGACUGGCAGACACUGCGACAAGAAAUUGCGACAACAGAAUACGACACGGCAGUGAUAAGACUUCUUCACUUCCCAGUCAUAGACCGAGAAAGCGAUGAAGUCCGCGAAAUAAAUGUCAAAAGCAAAAAGAUGGUAGUACCUACGGCGUUAGUUAGGUGGUCGGAAUAAAUGGCAGAGUAAAAUGAGAUCAGUGAGCAAGUGCACCAAGGUCAUAAUGGCAGUAUCUACAGCGUUAGUCGUAGGUAAUCGGGAUAAAUGGCAGAGUAAUUAUGGUAUCAGUGGACACGAGCACCAACGUAUAGAUGAGAGUAUCUACCACAUUAGAAGCUCAGGGCGCCCGAAGGUUCCCUCUUGACUUCGCUUCGCUAACCCCUAAGGUAACCGGCCGGU